AUGAAACUAAAACCCCAAAAGACCAACACCGGUAACACCGGUAACAAUGGUAACAACGAAAACAACGAAAACAACGAAAACAACGAAAACAACGAAAACAACGAAAACAACGAAAACAAGCAGGCAAUCACAAUGGAUUUAGAUAAAUAUAACACUUUGCAGAAAGCAACGGUCACCAAAGAUGUGCCCGCUACCACGCCAACAUUCAAGGUUGUGCUUUUAGGAGACUCGGGCGUGGGAAAGACAUCUAUCCGAGCACAAUUUGUUCAUCAUAUCUUUAGCAACAACUAUAAAGCCACAAUCGGUGGCGACUAUCUCACGACAACAAUGAGUAAAGGAAAAAAGCACCCCCAGUUGCUGCGAGAAACAGGCUCUGAUCUAGAAUCGCAAAACAUUAAUCUAUAUGAUCCAACAGAAAAAGUUAAUCUACAAAUUUGGGACACUGCAGGUCAAGAGCGGUUUAAUUCGAUAUCUAAAGCAUUUUAUCGAGGCGCCGACAUUGUUGUUUUGUGCUACGAUAUCACCAAUUACGAAUCUGUGCUCAGUUUGAGAGACUGGUUCCUGCGAUUCAUUGAGCAUUGUUAUAAUGAACACCCUGGAGUAAUCAUUGUUGGAAAUAAGGCUGAUAAAGUGAAAGAUAGAGUAGUCGACAAGGAGGAAAUUGAAGAUAUCUUGCAAGGAAGUGGACAUUUACUGCUGGAGAACAGAAUAGGCGAGUUCGUAGCUGAUUGGGAAACGGAUUUGUUUGAAGUGAGCGCAAAGAAAUUUGGGGAAGUAGAGAAAGUGUUUAGAAGAGUGGCUACCUUGGCAAGUGAUUUACAAGAUGAAGAAGAUUUCAGUCGACGAAGUAUACGACGAGACAUCGUUGAUCUAAAUGACGGAAUCAAGAAACAAAGCAAAUCAAAUAAUUGUGCAUGUUAG
This is a messenger RNA of Lodderomyces elongisporus, 921 nucleotides long. It is a transcript of the gene YPT7, whose product is annotated as Ypt7p. The record is from RefSeq and is a predicted model, not a curated record. Lineage: Eukaryota; Fungi; Ascomycota; Pichiomycetes; Serinales; Debaryomycetaceae. Gene Ontology annotation, cellular component: phagocytic vesicle; fungal-type vacuole membrane; vacuole. Gene Ontology annotation, molecular function: GTPase activity; GTP binding. The transcript has a single exon. Gene Ontology annotation, biological process: regulation of vacuole fusion, non-autophagic. Bases 1 to 921 code for a protein of 306 amino acids.